Anguilla rostrata (American eel) is the source of this 2980-nucleotide messenger RNA. RefSeq names its product NACHT, LRR and PYD domains-containing protein 12-like. Gene Ontology annotation, biological process: intracellular signal transduction. Gene Ontology annotation, molecular function: protein binding. Bases 50 to 2734 code for a protein of 894 amino acids. The transcript is spliced from 7 exons. Lineage: Eukaryota; Metazoa; Chordata; Actinopteri; Anguilliformes; Anguillidae. The record is from RefSeq and is a predicted model, not a curated record.
CUGGAUCCAGGUAGAUCGGGCUGGGCCACCUGUACUCAGCUGUCUGUCUAUGAAGAGUGACCGUUCAAUGGAUUUUCCAGUCGACCUCAGAGGAGAGUUAAGAGGUGAUCAAAGGAUCCACUGCUCACAGGUGUCCAACCAUAUUGUAGAGAGUUCAGGGAAACUGUUCUCAAAACAGCUGACCAGCAGCCCUGUGAAGCAGAAGGAUCUCACUGACUCACUGGAGAGAGAUGAGCAGCACAAUAAAUCCAUAGAAAGAGCCCAGCAGGCAAUGAAAACUGCUCUGAAGAAGAAGUUUGAAUGCAUAUUUGACGGUUUAGCAAAGCAGGGCAACCCAACCCUCCUCAAUGAGAUCUAUACAGAGCUCUACAUGACAGAGGGGGGAAGUAGGGGGGUCAAUGAUGAACACGAGGUCAGACACAUUGAGACAGCAUCCAAGAGACACACCACACAGGAGACUUCAAUCCUCUGCAAUGACAUCUUUAAGCCUUUACCUGGACAAGAGAAACCCAUCAGAACUGUGCUUACAAAGGGCAUCGCUGGCAUUGGGAAAACAGUCUCUGUGCAGAAGUUCAUUCUGGACUGGGCAAAUGGAAAAGCCAAUCAGGACAUUGAUUUCAUUUUCACUCUUCCUUUCCGAGAUCUGAAUCUGAAAAAGGAGGGAGAAUUUAGCCUCAUGGAACUUCUGCAGCAGUACUUUCCGCAACUGAAAGAGAUCAAAAGUUUUGAAGAUGAUGAAGUCAAAGUUGUGUUCAUCUUUGAUGGUCUGGAUGAGUGUCGACUUCCUCUAGAUUUCCAAAGCAAUAAGAUCUGCUGUGAUAUAACAGAGUCAUCAUCAGUGGAUGUGCUGCUGACCAACCUCAUUCUGGGGAAUCUGCUUCCCUCUGCUCUCCUCUGGAUCACCUCCCGACCAGCAGCAGCCAAUCAGGUCCCUCCUGAGUGCGUCCACCAGGUGACAGAGGUACGCGGGUUCAAGGAUCCACAGAAGGAGGAAUACUUUAGGAAGAGAAUCAGAGAUGAGAUAAAGGCCAGCAGAAUUAUCUCACACGUAAAGUCAUCCAGGAGUCUGCACAUCAUGUGUCACAUACCAGUCUUCUGCUGGAUUUCUGCCACUGUUCUGGAGACAAUGUUGGAUAAAGUGAGUGGAGACCUGCCCAAAACUCUGACUGAAAUGUACACACACUUCCUGCUCAUUCAGACUAAUGUGAAGAAUGAGAAGUAUCCUGGCACCAAUGAGACAACCUCUAAGAAAAUGUCAGCAUCAAAUACAGAAAUCAUCCUGAAACUGGGGCAGCUGGCUUUACUACAGCUGCAAAGGGGCAAUCUGAUAUUCUAUGAAGAGGACCUGAAAGAGAGUGGCAUUGAUGUCUGUGAAGCUUCAGUGUACUCUGGGGUGUGCACAGAGAUCUUUAAAGUGGAGUGUGGGUUGGGUGAGGAGAAGGUCCACUGCUUUGUGCAUCUGAGCAUUCAGGAGUAUCUGGCUGCCUUGUUUGUGUUUCAUUCAUGUGUGAAUAAGAACAGAAAUGUACUCGGAGCAGAACAAUCAAAACCUUGCAGACGCAGAGGCAGAGUGCAGCUGUCUGAAUUACACAGGACUGCAGUGGAUCAGGCCUUAGCGAGUAAGAAUGGACAUCUGGACCUUUUCCUCAGAUUCCUUCUAGGCCUCUCUCUGGACUCCAUUCAGACUCUAUUAGGAGGAAUACUGACACAGACAGGAAGCGGAUCACCCGUACUAGAUUGGAUAAAAGCACUAUAUAAAUACAGGCUAUUUACCAUUUACCAUUUAGAUCCACAGACAGGAAGCAGAUCAAAGAGCAUUGAGAAAACAGUAUUGUACAUAAAGGAGAGGAUCACAGAAGAAUCUUCAGCAGAGAGGACCAUAAAUCUGUUCCACUGUCUCAAUGAACUGAAUGACAACUCUCUAGUGGAGGAAAUCAAGAAUUUCCAGAGAUCAGGAAAACUCUCUAAUGAAAAGCUGGAACCACACCAAUGUUCAGCCCUGGCCUUUGUGUUACUGAUGUCAGAGAAGAUCCAAGAUGAGUUUGACUUGAAGACCUACAACACAUCAGCAGCAGGUUAUGAGAGACUGCUACCAGUAGUCGGGAACUGCAGGAAGGCCAUACUGAACAGCUGUGACCUCACAGAGAAGUCCUGUGAAAUUGUGGCCUCUGCUCUCCAGUCAUCAAACUCACCCCUGAGAGAUCUGGACCUCAGCAACAAUAACCUGGGAGAUUCAGGAGUGAAGCUGCUCUGUGCUGGACUCAUGAGUCCAAACUGUAAUCUACAGAGACUGGACCUCAGCUACAAUAACCUGGGAGAUUCAGGAGUGAAGCUGCUCUGUGCUGGACUGAUGAGUCCAAACUGUAAACUACAGACACUGGGCCUACACAGCUGUGACCUCACAAAGAUGUCCUGUGAAAUUGUGGCCUCUGCUCUCCAGUCAUCAAACUCACCCCUGAGAGAUCUGGACCUCAGCUACAAUAGCUUGGGAGAUUCUGGAGUGAAGCUGCUCUGUGCUGGACUGAUGAGCCCAAACUGUAAACUACAGAGACUGGGACUGAAUGGCUGUGACCUCACAGAGAAGUCCUGUGAAAUUGUGGCCUCUGCUCUUCAGUCAUCAAACUCACCCCUGAGAGAUCUGGACCUCAGCAACAAUAACCUGGGAGAUUCAGGAGUGAAUCUGCUCUGUGCUGGACUGCUGAGUCCAAACUGUAAACUACAGACACUGGGGUGAGUAGUGCUGUGUACUGUGUGACCUUAACUAAAUAGAUUUAGUGAUUAUGGAUCUGUGCAGUGAAAUAUAGGGUUCCCAGGUUUGUGGUUCCUGACCAUAAUGUAAGGUUUCAGUGGAGUCUGUAGUAUCAGGUCACAGGUGAUGACUGAAUGCUGAAUGCAUGAUUGACAUUGUAAAAUAUUAACCACUUCAGUACAGUAAUAUGUUUCACGUCUAUCAUAACAUAACAAAAAUAACAUAAAAUAA